Messenger RNA from Polyodon spathula (Mississippi paddlefish), 1176 nucleotides. RefSeq names its product neuroglobin-like. Bases 649 to 1140 code for a protein of 163 amino acids. Lineage: Eukaryota; Metazoa; Chordata; Actinopteri; Acipenseriformes; Polyodontidae. Gene Ontology annotation, molecular function: heme binding; oxygen binding. The transcript has 4 exons. The record is from RefSeq and is a predicted model, not a curated record.
GCUAUGUUGACAAGUGGAUUCAAACACAAGCAUCAGGGGGAUGUAUCGGAUCAGGUUUUUUCUUUCUCUCCCCUCCUGUCAGCACUGGGAAUGAUGCCUCUCCUGGUAUGUGCAGAGUGGGAGGGACUGCCUGGGUGUCUACGGUCACCGCUGUGUCACCUGCAGGAGGAGCUACAGACAGGGAGAUCCUUCGGGGAAGAGAAUCUGCUUUUGAAGAAGGAACAAAGACAGAGGGGAAGUAGAGGCAGACAGUCAGCCCGGCAGACACCACUGGGGCUGCGUUCUCCGCGCUUUCUAAGGAUGGGAGCAGAGCCAUAGGGGGACAGGCAGCAGAAGCAGCCCUCAGAGGAUCUGUUAACAUUAGCAAAAACAGAAAAAAAACAGACCAGAAAACCAGCAACAACAAAGGCACACCAGGGAACUGAAAUAGCCUUCUGCUUACAUGUAUCAUGCUGACAGGGCAUGCUGUCGUGAACCAUAGUAUCAGAUAGCUUGCCUUUUUUUCAGAGGUCAGGGAGACGAUUUCAAUGAAGAUUGCUGCUGGAAUAUUAUUAGUGUCGGAGUUGUGAGGCCAUCUCAGAUUCAGUAGCAAUUAAAAGAAAACUGAACUAAGGCAAAGUGAACUGUUGAAAUAAAAAAGAGCUGAAGAUGGAGCGGGGAGAAAAGAGGCUGACAGCGAAUGACAAGGGUCUCGUCAGGGACAGCUGGGAGAGACUGGGGAAGAACAAACUCCCACACGGGACCGUCAUGUUUGCCAGAUUGUUUGAGCUGGACCCAGAGCUGUUGAAGCUCUUUCACUACAACACUGCCUUCACUAGUGCGCAGGAGUGCCUCUCCAGCCCGGAAUUCAUUGAUCACAUCAGUAAGGUGAUGCUGGUGAUAGAUGCUGCGGUUAGUCAUCUUGACGACUUGCAGUCCCUGGCCGAAUACCUUGUGAACUUGGGCCGGAAGCACCAAGCUGUCGGGGUGAAAACCCAGUCAUUCAAUGCUGUUGGGGAGUCCCUGCUGUACAUGCUGGAACGCAGUCUGGGACCAGGGUACAGCACGGAGCUCCGAGACGCCUGGGUUACCCUCUAUGCCAUCGUGGUGGAGACAAUGAGCAGCGGCUGGACAGAAAACGGAGAGAAUAAGAGCGGCUGAAGGGAGGAGAGCUGGACCGCUGCUUUCCAUGUACAC